CUCCACUCCUCAGCUCUCUCUCUCUCUAUACCCAGAACCCCAUUGCAUUCCUGGGUUUCAAAUCCGCCACCUUUUCCUCUUCCUCUUUCUCUCUCUACCGCCACUAGAGAGAGAGCCGAACCCAAGAACUCCUCAAAAGAACCACUCCCCUCUCUCUCAUAGCUUGCUCUCUCUCACACACACAAGCUUGGUGGUAGCUGCAGCUGCCGCCGUCCUCUCUCUCCCUCGCUUGGUAGCUAGCAGCAGCUGCUUAAAGAAGAAGGGGAGGAGCAAUGUCGGAGCAGCAGCAGUUGCCGCAGCCUCGGAGCAGCAUGAGGGAGGCGCUGCAGAAGGAGGACAAGGAGAAGGCGGCGGCGGUCCCGACCAAGGAGAAGGCGGCCGUCCCGCCCCCGCCCGUCGCCGCCCCGCCCAUGGCCAAGAACGGCGGCAAGAACGGCGGGAACGGCGCGCCGCCGGCGGCCGAGGAGACCACGAGGGAGAUCCAGGUCGUCAGGGAGGCGUACCGCCAGCCGGCCGCGCCCGCCUACGUCAUGCCCGAGGAGCCGCCCGCCAUGGUGGAGCUCGUCGGCUGGUACCUCUACGGCUUCUGCUCCUACUUCAUCACCCACCUCCUGCUGCCGGUGCUGUUCCCGGCCAUCGUCACCCAGGUCGCCUUCCCCAACUCCGACUUCACGCCGGAGACCAAGUACAUGCUCAAGGGCGCCUCCUGCUCCAUCCACGAGAUGUCCAUGUACCAGAGGCUGACCAGGCACUCCAUUGCCAUUUCUGACUCCAACAUGUCACCCCUGGGCUGGAGUGCUCUGUCAUGGGCCAUCGGCAUCCUCAUCGUGGCGCCGCUCCUCACCCAGGUUGCGCACCACCUUGACCGUGGCCAGUACCAGUCGCUUAUCCUCAUCGCCGCCACUUCAUUUGGCUCAUUCUUCUGCCUCCUCACUGGCUUCUUCAAGACAGUUUGGGUGUUCCUGUUCUACAUUCUCUUCAUUGCUGCGGCUAUCAUCAUUGCUGAGGCUGUGCACACCCGUAAUCUUGGGCUGAUGAUCCGUGGCCUUGCUGCUCAUGACUCAGGCAAGCACCUUGUCCUUCGCCGUCGUGCUGCUGCCAGCCAGCUCAGUCUGUACUGCACUGCCAUUGGCGGUAUCGGGGCAGCGCUCAUGGCCGCAUUCAUGUACCACAUGCUAAGGCGCACUGACCAGCUCACUGGCCUUUGGGUUGUCUCAAUCUUCAGUGGCCUUAUCUGGUUCAUUGGCAUCUGCCAUGGUCUCUUCACAAACAGGCCCAGCAGCUCAUCACCCACCACAGCAUUCGAGCCCAAUUUUUUCACCAAGCUCAGCUACAGCAUGACCCUUGCCCGUUACCCACAGGCCAUUGGAAGCUUAGUGGCAGUGUUCCUGUCAUCUUUUGCCACAAUGUGCAUCUUCACCAGUGGCACAUUGUAUGCUAUUGGUGGUGUCUGCAUCAAGCCAGUCCUUGUUCUUGUUCUAUGGAUCCUCUACUUCCUGUUCCCGUUGAUUUCGCUUCCAUUGCUCCAUCCAAUCCAGAUAAUCAUCCGUGCUGAUGCAGUUCGUAUGCAGCUGCUUGGGUUCAUCAUCGCCCUGUUCGUGUCGGGUGCUGGGUUCUACUUCAAGAACCACAGGUGGAGGGCAGCGCACAUCAUCGUUAUUGCUCUUGUCCAGAGCACAGCCAAUGGCAUCCUGCACUCAUUCGGUCGCAUCUUGCUGCUUGAUGCCUCACCGCCAGGCAAGGAGGGCGCAUUUGCCAUCUGGUAUGCGUAUGUACGCUGCAUUGGUGCGAUGAUCGGUUUUGCUGCCGCAUCAGCUGGCCCUGGGCGCGCAGGAGGAUCGUUUGCUGCUGCAUUCCUAGGCUGCUUCCUUGGCAUCAUUGUGCUCAUCUUCGGAAAUGUCAGCAACGUUGGGGCGCUGAAGGCCGCCGGGCAUCUCAAGGGAAUGGAAGACGAGAAGAGGAUGGGUGAGAAAGGUGAAGGCAUGAGUGCAGUUGCAGAUUCAGGUGAAGGCAGAGGGAGGGUAUGAACAUGAUUGAUUCAGUGGGUGGGUUCUUUGGGAGGAAAGAAGAUUGCAUUGUUCUGGUGGUUGUGUUUGUGAGAAGGAAUUGUUCUUUCUUUCUUGUUCAUGUUUCAGUGACACUUGUUAAUCCGGUGCUUUGCCCGUUUGAUGCAUGAUUAUGUUGACAUAGUGGUAGAGGGAAGUGUGCUAGUAGCUGUUAAUGUGUUAUUUUUUGCUUGGAAGACAAUUGUAACUGAUGAUAUGUUUCUUGGUUCAAAAUCUCUAGCAGUCAUGCUUCGUGAUUUCUGUCGAAAA
This is a messenger RNA of Lolium perenne, 2315 nucleotides long. RefSeq lists its product as uncharacterized. The record is from RefSeq and is a predicted model, not a curated record. NCBI's taxonomy places the organism in Eukaryota, Viridiplantae, Streptophyta, Magnoliopsida, Poales, Poaceae.